AUGGCUGCCUAUUGGGUCCGAACACCACCUGCUGCUCGGCACAGAGCGAUGCUCGCCCUUCCCCCGCACAGCUCCCUUCCCUUUACCAUGCCCGCCCGCCACAAACCCCUUCCCUUUACUCCCAAAUCACUGCAGGGGUUCGAAGCAGGCGGGCAGGAAACCCCCUCCACACUGCAACCAUGGCUGCCUAUUGGGUCCGAGCCCCAUGUGCUGCUGCGCACGGAACGAAGUUCGCCCUUUCCCCGCAACCCCAUCGCCCUGCGCAUCGACAUCCACUGCUCUGAUGUGCCACCGCAGCAAGAAAGCGAGCAGAGAGUGGGCGAUCAGCACUUGAGGCUACCCUCGCAACGAGAGAAGAGGCGGCAUGAGCAGGCUGUCCGCCGGCUCUCUGCCCGAGGGGAGGGAUUGCACAGGCGUGUGGUGGAAUCCCCUCAUUUUCCUGGGGAUGCCACUGGGGUGGGCGCGUGGGCGGCUGUGAGGCAGUGGCUUGGCGGGUUGCUGGGGCUGAGCCUGGGAGACGCAGAUUCGCUGGGAGAACCGACAGGGCGUGGCGUUGGUGGUGGUGGCAACGGGAGGGAGGGACACGGAGAGGAGCGGAAGGAAGGCAAGGAGGGAGGGGUGGGAGAGGAUGCAGGCAAGGGAGAGGAGGGGCGGGUGUGUGAGGAUGGUGUGGGGGUGCUCAAUCCCGGCUACUGGGGCAUGAGCAUAGAGCAAAGCCAUACAUACAACAUCAUCCUACACGCACGUGCCACGGCCCCGCUCUCCCUCCGCCUCUCCUUCCUCUGCUCGCCCGCUCUCCCUCCCUCUCGCCGCCUCUCUUCGGUCCCCUCUGUCGGCUCAGCUCAUAUCAGCAACCCCACGCCAUGCCACACCAUGCCCUCACCUUACCACAUUGAAACCCCCUUCUUUUCACUACCCCACAUUCCUUCCUUCCCCAUGCGUGCCCAAUACUCUUGUCUGGUGAUACACAACUGCCCGUUAUUAAUCCCCUCCUUCUCUGAUGCUGCCAGCCUCAACCAAUCCAUGGCUGCCACGUGGCACCGCUAUGAGGCCACUGUUGCUGCGACUGGCACAUGCCACAACGCCUCGCUGGCUAUCACCACUGGCAGCAUGACACGUGGCACUCUGUGGUUGGACCAGAUCUCAGCCAUGCCUGCUGAGACAUUCAAGGCUCACAGCAUGCAAGGGGACGUAGCAGGCAUGCUAGAGGCUCUCUGCCCCGGCCUCAUGCGCUUCCCAGGGGGCUGCUACGUGGAGGGAUCUCACGGCAUGCGCAUGGAUAUAGCCACCAUGCUCCAGGGCCUCUCCCCCGGAUUCAUGCGCUUCCCUGGGGGCUGCUACGUGGAGGGCGUGCGGCUGGCCAAUGCCUUCCGGUGGCGCUCCACCAUCGGCCCUUGGGAACUCCGCCCGGGCCACUUCAACGACCGGUGGGGGUAUUGGUCGGACGACGGGUUGGGGUUCUUUGAGUAUCUACAGUUUGCAGAAGACCUUGGCGCCACUCCCAUCUGGGUGUUCAACAGCGGCAACAGCCACACUGACAGCGUGUUCACAGGCGCCCUCGCUCCUUUCAUUCAGGAGGUUCUUGACGGAAUCGAGUUCGCACGAGGACCGUCGGAUUCGCGGUGGGGAGUGGAGAGGGCGGCCAUGGGCCAUCCUGAACCGUUUGAUCUGCGCCACGUGGGCAUCGGGAAUGAGAACUGCUACCAGGACAACUACCGAGGCAACUUCCUUCGUUUCCGGGCGGCAAUCAAGGCGGCAUAUCCCGACAUGGCGGUGGUGUACACAUGUGACGUCAGCAAGGGGCCUCCUGACCACCCUCCCACCGACCUCUACGAUUUCCACUCCUAUGGUACAGCAGAGGGGAUCUUCAGCUUGGGUCAUUACUUUGAUGACAUCAGCAGGGAUGGACCCAAGGCCUUUCUGAGCGAGUUCGCAGUGCAAGGGGGGGGAGGGGAUGGCAACGUGCGGGCAGCAGUGGCAGAAGCGGGGUUCCUCAUUGGGCUGGAGAGGAACAGUGACGUGGUGGCAAUGGUCAGCUAUGCGCCCUUGCUCGUCAACGUGCAUGACAGGAGCUGGACGCCUGACCUCAUAGCCUUUGACUCGCACCGCCUCUACGGCACGCCCACUUACUGGCUGCACCGCAUGUUGCCCGCGUCGAAUUAG
Molecule: messenger RNA, 2163 nt
Organism: Closterium sp. NIES-65
Lineage: Eukaryota; Viridiplantae; Streptophyta; Zygnematophyceae; Desmidiales; Closteriaceae
Source: the annotation of a GenBank genome assembly